GCACAGCGGUCAGUCAUGCAUCGGGGGCGUGGCACGUGGACAUGGCUCUUGGACAUGGUGAUCAGUCACACAUCGGGGAUGUGGUGCUCAGACGUGGUGCGUGGACACAGUGCUUGGAUGUGGUGCUUGGCCACGGUGCUCGGACAUGGCACGUGGACAUGGUGCUCAAGCACAGUCACACAUCGUGGAUGUGGUGCUCGGGUGUGGUGCUUGGACAUGGUGCUUGGGCACGGUGCUCGGCCAGGCAUCACGGACAUGGCACGUGAACAUGGUGCUCAGACAUGGUGUUCAGACAUGGUGCGUGGACACGGUCACACAUCGUGGACGUGGUGCUCGGGUGUGGUGCUCGAACAGGGUGUGUGGACAUGGUGCUCGGACACGGUGCUUGGACACAGUGCUCAGCCACACAUGGUGGACGUGGUGCUCGGGCAUGGUGCUCUGCUGUGGUGCUUGGACGUGGUGUGUGGACAUGGUGCUCGGGGCACGGUGCUCGUCCACAUCCCAUGGACAUGGUGUGCAGGCACCGCGCUCGGACAUGCUGUGUGGACACGGUGCACGAACGUGGUGUGUGGACAUGGUGCUCGACCACGGUGUUCAGACGCAGCACACGGACACGGUGCUCUGCUGUGGUGCUUGGACUUGGUGCAUGGACAUGGUGCUUGGGCACGGUGCUUGACCACGUCAUGGACAUGGUGCAUGGAUAUGGUGCUCGGGCACGGUGCUCAGCCAUGCGCUGUGGACAUGAUGCGUGGGUACGGUGCUCAGACGUGGUGCGUGGACAUGGUGCUCUGCUUGGUGCUUGGACUUGGUGCAUGGACUCGGUGCCUGACCAUGGUGUGUGAACCUGGUGCUCGACCGCAGUGCUCCGACAUGAGGUGUGGACACGGUGCUCAGUCGGGGGUGUGUUCACGGUGCUUGACCACGGUGCUCGGACAUGGUGCAUGGACGUGGUGCUCGGGCACAGUGCCUGACCACAUCAUGGACAUGGUGCAUGGACGUGGUGCUCGGGCACGGUGCUCAGCCAUGCACCAUGGACGUGGUGCUUGGCGACAGUGCGUGGACAUGGUGCUCUGCUUGAUGCUUGGACUUGGUGCUUGACCACAUGUCGUGGACAUGGUGGAUGGACACUGUGCUCAGAUGUGGUGUGCGGGCAUGGUGCUUGACCACGGUGCUUGGACUUGGUGCAUUGACUCAGUGCUCAGCCACGAUGUGUGAACACGGUGCUCGACCACGGUGCUGAGCCAAGGGGUGUGGACGUGGUGCUCGGACGUGGUGCUCAGACGUGGUGCAUGGACACGGUGCUCGGACGCGGUGCUCAGACGUGGUGCUCUGCUUGGUGCUUGGACUUAUUGCAUGGACUCCGAGCUCGGACAAUGGUGCUCCACCACGUGUUGUGGGUGUGGUGCUUGGCCGUGGUGGGUGGACACGGCACUCGGACAUGGUGUGUGGGCACGGUGCUCAGCCAUGAGGGGUGAACACGGCACUUGGCCAUGGGGUGUGGGCGUGGUGCUGAGCCAGGAUGUGUGACCGUGGUGCUUGGACUCGGUGCUCAGCCCAGUGCACGUGGUGUUGUGCCCACACGUGGGUGCCGUGUGUGGGUUCCACGUGUGGAUGCGGCGCUCGGGCACCGUGCACGACCACGGGGCUCGGAUGUGCUGUGUGACCGUGGUGCUCGGGGACGGUGCUCAGGCACACGUGGUGCUGGUCCGGGUGCACGGGCGUGGAGAGGGCGCUGGGCACGGUGCAUGGACGCGGUGCUUGGGCACGGUGCUCACACAGCAGGCACAGGCACGGUGCUUGGGCACAGAGCAUGGGCACGGUGCUCGGGCACAGAGCAUGGGCACGGUGCUCGGGCAGAGCGCCUGGCACGGCUGUGGUGCUCGGGCACUGUGCACCCCAUGGCACCCCCAUGGCACCCCCGUGGUGCUUGGGCCAGUGCACAGCACCCCUGACCCCACGGCACAGCCCCCCAGCACCGCCUGGCCGGGCCCUAAUCCUGGCACUGCCCCCUGCACCGUGCCAGCCCCACACCUCUGGUGCUGCUCAGCACCGCCACCCCCGGCUCCCAGCACCGCGUCCCGCACCACAAUCCCGGCUCCCAGCACCGCGUCCCGCACCACAAUCCCGGCUCCCAGCACCGCGUCCCGCACCACAGUCCCAGCUCCCAGCACCGCGAUCCCGGCUCCCAGCCCCGCGUCCAGCCCCGCGUCCAGCCCCGCGCUCCCGGGCUCAGCCCCACAUCCAGCCCCGAGCCACCCCCGCGCCCCCGCAGCUCCUCGCGCUCAUCCUCCCCCAUCCCGCUUCUGCCCGGCUCUUUCUUUUCCCCUUUUCCCCCCUUUUUUUUCCAUUUUUUGGGGUUUAUUGGUGCUACUUCCCCCCCCCCCCCCGGGCAGCAGCCCACCCGCGCCCCUCAAGGCAAAUACCUCAGCCCCCCCCAGCCCCCGCCAGCGAGUCCGGGGUGAAUCUUUCCGAAAUCAGGGAUCCUUUCGCAGCGGUGUUUCCUCCUCCUUCAUUUCCCCCUCUUUGUUUUUGCCCUCCUUUUCUCCCCCUCCCCUUUCCGCCCGGGUUUUUCCUCAGUUCUCCGCAUCCUUCAGGGAUUUACAAACCGCCGGAAUUUCAGCCUCAUUUUAAUUUCGGGAGCGAGGAGGUUUUGGGGUGGUUUUUUUGUUGGUGUUUUUGUUUUUUUUGUUUUUUUUUGUGUUUUUUUUUGCCGGUGGUUUUUUUCCGCACCGCGGCGCGAAGGAAAAAAAGAGGCGAUAAUUCCAAAUUAAAAACCAGGCGCCGUUUCUUCUCAGAUUCGGGAAUUCGGUCGGAGGCGGGGGGGGGGUAUUUUGGCGUUUUUGUUGGGCUUUUUUUUUUUUUUUUGGGAUAAUCGAGGAGGGGAGGUGGGACGGCGGCAGGUGGAGGGAGGAGACAUCGCACGGGUGUCCCGGCGGCUCCGAAAAAUCACACUUGAAGAUUUCUUGGUCGGCUCGGGACUGUGGUUACUUGAAAUGAAGUUUUUUUCCGGGGCGGAUCGAGGACCGGUAGAUUUUUUUCCCAUGUCUCAAGGCAAUAGGAUUAAUGUGUAUUAAACUGUAGAUACUUCUAGGACAGUAAAUUUAUGCUGAUAAUUUUAUUUUGUAUAAUUUUCCCGUCUUUCUUCCCCCCCCCCCCUUCUUUGUGUUGUUUUAUUUCCCCUUAACCCCCUUUUCUUUCCCCCAGUGUGUCGGUAAAUUUAUUUUUUAGGAUGCCUAAAAAUUGCAAGUUUGGAUCCUCCCCCUCCCUCCCCCCCUGGUUUUGGUUUUCUUUUUUUUGUUUGUUUAUUUUUUGUUCUGUUGUUGUUUUCUGUUCUUUUUUUUUUUUUAAUUUGUAUUUUAUUCUGAGUUGGCGCGGCCGUGGGGCCGUGGGCUGUAUUAUUCCUGAUAUCUUUAAAAUAUUGUGGGUGUUUUAAUAAAUUUUAUAUUUAUUUUUUGCACUCAA
Pipra filicauda (Wire-tailed manakin) is the source of this 3462-nucleotide messenger RNA. RefSeq lists its product as uncharacterized. The transcript has 2 exons. NCBI's taxonomy places the organism in Eukaryota, Metazoa, Chordata, Aves, Passeriformes, Pipridae. The record is from RefSeq and is a predicted model, not a curated record. The coding region runs from base 16 to 1098 and encodes 360 amino acids.